Asterias rubens (European starfish) is the source of this 2821-nucleotide messenger RNA. RefSeq lists its product as uncharacterized. The record is from RefSeq and is a predicted model, not a curated record. Bases 198 to 1532 code for a protein of 444 amino acids. NCBI's taxonomy places the organism in Eukaryota, Metazoa, Echinodermata, Asteroidea, Forcipulatida, Asteriidae. Gene Ontology annotation, molecular function: growth factor activity; cytokine activity. Gene Ontology annotation, cellular component: extracellular region. The transcript is spliced from 3 exons. Gene Ontology annotation, biological process: SMAD protein signal transduction.
UCCCCGUCCGUUUUGUUUUUCAGCCUUGGCAAUCCGCCGAUUUGCAAAAUAGUUAAUUUUGUUUAUUUGAGGUGGUAAACUAUAAAAGAAAAACACAUGAAAGUGUUCGUAGAGGGGAGUAUAGCUGGGUGCAGUGUGGUGGUAUACGGCUUUCAUGAUUUGAGUGUGGUCAGUCCAAACCGCAGCCCCAAACCACAAUGAAUCCCAUGGAAACCGCCGGCACGCUAAUGACAUUUCUUCUGACUCUGACGCUCUCCCGAACUCAUACACUCGGCUCAACUGUGAGCCCAUCUGGGUAUAUCAGAGUCGAAGAAGGAACACCAUCGGACCCCUUCAGUCCCCUUAAUGCCUACCAAGCUGCUGCCCCAAGUCCAGACACGGGUGAAUUCCCGUCGUCUACAAUAAGGCAUACACCCAACUCCUCCUCCCCGUCAACAUCACAGUACAAACAGAGCGAAGAAGACCCCGAUGCCACACCCAGCUACCCUCCCCAAGAGACCGGUCAACCCACCGAGGAAGAAGAAGAAGUCAUCGACGGGCUCACAGCCCGGGAGCGAAACAUCCGAAUUAUGAUUCUGAGGCAACAACUGAUGGUGAAGCUUGGACUGACGAGUCUGCCGCCCAAGUCUGAAGCUAAACCCCCUCGGAGUCUCCCACCGGCACUGAAGAAGCGACUGUUGGAACACGGAACACCCCAGAGGGACCUCCCUGUGUAUCAGCCCCCCGAGAGUGGAAUGACCGAAGUCUUGGCUUCUGCAGAAAAAGAGAACAACUGUUCAGGUUUUGGUUACUGCUUCAAGUUCAGUCUCGUCAAAGACACCAUCGGCAAGCAGAUCAAAUCAGUCAAUCUGUGGCUUUACAUGACAGCUGAAGAAGGGAACCGAAGCGCUCUCAGACAGAUCACCGUCAUGCUGUUAACGGUCGGUGAGGGCGGCAUUUUACGGAAGGAACUCGCUACAAAGGUGGUUAGUAAAAGAGAAGGCUGGUUCCAUUUUGAGCUUCCCCGAGAGAGGAACGACUGGACCCAACUGGUGCACCGUCUCCAGAUAGCCAACGCUGCCGAAGAAUCAUCCUCACAGGAGGCUCAGCCGACCAACUUCCCGCCGAUCUCACUCGCCGAUCAACGGCUUCCAAUCCUGUCCGUAGCAGUCGACGUGAACCGCAAACGCAAACGCUUACGGCGUCAGAACUCCAACAUCUGCCAGUCUGGCACGGACACCUGCUGCCUGCAUCGGUUCCAGGUGGAGAUGUCCGAUGUACUCCAAGGCAUAGUGGAGCAACCCACCACCAUGUUCGCCAACUUCUGCAAGGGGAGCUGCAUGCACGUCAUCAACUUCGAGACGCUCCACGCCAACGUGAUGAGGGACCGCGCCCUGAUUGAGACGGACGCCGAUCUUAAGAAGGAGCUGACCCCGUGCUGUGUGCCCGUGGAUUACUUCGACCCACUGUCCAUCAUCAUACGCAAUCAGAACAACACUUUCACUACGCACAUUGUGAGCAGUAUCUCGGCAAGAUCGUGCGGCUGUAAGUGAUGACUCUGCACCCAUCUCCCUCCCCUGAACGACAUAAUAUUCAUGAUAACUUUCGGACAGAAUUAAAAGCCGCGUCAUAAUUGGCGGCUAUGGCUACUGCGUCAUCAUACGUUGAAGUAUAGGACGUCCUUUAGCAACACACAUUGCAGCAGUCCUAGCCAUAGCUGUAGCCACCAAUUCCUAAAAGGCAUAUGACAAUUAACUUGUACGGUGUUUUCGAAGCCGGAGACGAGGCCUAAGCCGUAUCUCGGACGAAGAGAAAAAAAAUUAUUCGUAAACUUGUCCAGUCCAUCUAAGCCAGUCGAUGUUGCGCCCUCCACCGGCGACUAAUAUAUAACGAGCUCGCUAAUGGUCGCCAAUUAAGAUCAGUAGGGAUGUAAAAACCUUAUCUACAUACACCGCUGACCGGGGUGGGAUUCGCAGUGGGGUCCAAAGAUGUGACAGACAGUGAAAAAACAAGUAAGCCAACCUGAAUCACCUGGGCCCAUUUUCAUAUAGCCGUUAAGCAGCAAAUACGGCUUAGCAAUUUCUUUGCCAAGUACAAAAUGAGUGGGGCACCAGUUGCAACACUUUAUGGAUUUUUGGCUGCUAAUCAGUUUCUGUUAUUAAGCAUAAUUUGUAUUUGCUUAAUGGUUGUAGCUAUGCUUUUAUGAUUAAAGUGUGCACAGGACUCAAUUGUAUGGUGCUGAUUACCGCUGAAUUCUGCGCUUGUGACCUCACCAUGUAAAUCGUGUGAUUCUACAGACCGCAGGCGCACACAAUCGCGGUAAGAAGAGCCAUAAAAAUCUGCCUCACAUUUUGUUCGCUUUUCACGAAUAUUAUGGUUGUAAGUUAAUUCUCUUACUCUCUACACCAUGACGUCAUCUUUAAAUCUGAUGGGAAUAUGAUGGUCUCACAGGCUUCAAAAGACUGUUUUUCUUACAUGCGUUGUGCUUGCUCGUAUCAAGCUUUUAAAUAAUAUAGUAUAACGUCUUGCCACCCUAAACAUGGAACGUUGAUUCGUAGACCCCCCCCCCCGAACGGGGAGAGAAAGACGAAGAAUAAGAAGAGGUAGAAGAAGAAGACUUUUUGGUUUAACUUUUAAAUAACAUCUUUUUUUCAUAGCAUUAAACUUGAAGCCACUCGUUAUUGUAUACAACAUUACAGGGUAAUUAUUACGUUGAGAACACAAUAAGUUGCAGCACAAUACAAUUUUGCAGUAAGACAAAACACAAAACCGGAUAAAAAAUAAUUGGGAUUAGAAUCCAAUCCAAGGGGGACGAAAACGGACCAUGCCCCCCCCCCCCCCC